UUUAAAGAAAAGAUCAACUGUCAACGUGAUUCUCAAGUCCCCAGUUUCAGUGCUUCCCUGAGAGCUGCAAAUAGCCUGAGUGCCCGCGACAAUUACAUCUCCAACUACUCACUUUAACGUGCAAAUCCAAGCUUAAUCACAUCCUUAAUCACUGCUGAAGCUACUCUAAAUCAUGAUGAUUCUUUCACCAAUUUAAUCCGUUUGGAUAGUUGGGUUCAGAAAAAUCUCAAUGGGAGCCAUUUCUGGGAUCCUCCCUGUCUAUCACCUUGUUUCUCCGGUCUCAUUUGACAAGAAUGUUUCGAAUUUGUGUCUCCUGCAGAAUCCUCUAAUCUUUCCGAGCACCUGUAGAAGGAAAAGAAGAUUUUCGUAUAGUGGCAAUUGGCAAUUCAAGCCAAGAACCAUUGUUUUAUCAAAUACGGAUGAUUCUAAUGAUACCUUCACAAGUAUGGUCAACAAUGGAGAUGGUCUUUCAUCAAAGGGAGCUGAAGUGUCGGAGGAUGAAGAAAAUGAAUUAAUGACAGCUAAGAAAGCUCUUUCUGAGGCUCAAGCCACACAGGAAGCUAUGGAGAAAGAAAGAGAUCAGUUGCUUGAAGAGUUGGCUCGAUCAGAGGCUAAACAACAGGAGCAUGUGGCUACUAUAUUGCAUGACAAGGAAUUGGCUAUUGCAGAGUUGGAGGCCACUAAAUCACUGUUUCAUCGGAAGCUGCAGGAGACGGCAUUAGAGAAGUUCAGUUUGGAAUCUAAGCUGGUCCUUGCAAAACAAGAUGCUAUUGAACUUGCAGUACAAGUUGAAAGGUUAGCAGAGAUUGCUUUUCAGCAAGCAACAUCUCACAUACUAGAAGAUGCCCAUGUGAGGGUAUUAGCUGCUGAAACUUCUGCUGCUGAAGCAGCUUUUCAGAUUGAAGAACAAAUUAGGAAUGCAACUGAAGGUACCAUAUUGUCAGUUGUUGAACAGUCAAAAGAUGCUAUACAGAGGGCCCUGGACAUGGCAGAAAAUGCUGGUGACUAUGCAAAAAAAGCUGUGGCAAUCUUUACUGAUGGUUUUAAUCCAGUUGAUGAGAUUGCUUCCAUCAAAUCAGAAAAUAUUAGUUUACGAGGUGUUGUAAAUGAUUUAGAAUCUCAGCUGUUGAUUAAGAGAAGUGAGGUUGAUAAGUUGAAGAUUGAGUUGGACCAUGUCCAUGCAAAAGCAAAUGCCUCUGAACUCCGAGCUCAUGAUGCUGAGAAAGCAUUGCUUGAAUUUCAGGAGUCAAACAGGAAAAUGAAUCUCGUGAGAGAGGAGGAAGUUAGCUCUUUUCUAGAGAAAAUAAAGAAGGAUGCUGUAGAAAAGAAGAAGGCUGCGUCCAAGGCUUUUAAGGUUGAGCUGGAAAGCAUCAAAGCUGCCAUUGAUGCUGCUAAAGAAACAGCAUGCUCAAGGGAAAAUGCCUACAUGAGGAGAUGUGAAUCAUUACAGAGAUCAUUAAGGGCCUCCGAAGUGGCUUUAAAGGCAUGGAGGCAAAGAGCAGAAAUGGCUGAGUCACUAUUUUUAAAGGAUGAAAAGGAUGAAGAUGCCAUAUUUAUUGUCAAUGGUGGGCGCAUAGAUCUUAUGACAGAUGAUGAUUCACAAAAAUGGAAACUUUUGAGUGAUGGUCCUCGUAGAGAGCAACCUGGAUGGAUGGCGAGAAGGAUCCGGACCAUCUGUCCCAAGUUCCCACCAAGAAAGGUUGAUGUAUCUGAAGCAUUAACAUCAAAACUAAGACAUCUGGAUUUACCCAAACCUGAUGAAGUAUGGUCAGUUGCUCAAGAAAAGCCCAAGGAAGGGGAUACACUCGUUGAGCAUGUAAUUGAGAAAGAAACGAUAGAGAAGAAGAGAAAGGCCUUAGAACAGACUCUUCAACGGAAGACCAUAAAAUGGCAGAGGACCCCAGAAUGUACAAAAUUAGAACCAGGAACUGGAACAGGGCGAGAGAUUGUGUUUCAAGGUUUCAACUGGGAAAGCUGGAGAAGACGGUGGUAUAUGGAGUUAGCUCCUAAAGCUGCUGAUUUAUCUCAAUGUGGGGUAACGGCAGUGUGGUUCCCUCCGCCCACAGAAUCUGUUGCUCCUCAAGGUUAUAUGCCUUCGGAUCUCUACAACUUGAACUCAGCAUAUGGUUCUGUGGAAGAACUGAAAUACUGUAUAGAGGAAAUGCAUUCUCAUGAUCUUCUCGCCUUGGGAGAUGUUGUACUAAAUCAUCGAUGUGCACAUAAACAGAGUCCAAAUGGUGUUUGGAAUAUUUUUGGUGGAAAGCUUGCAUGGGGGCCAGAAGCAAUUGUUUGUGAUGAUCCCAAUUUCCAGGGUCGUGGAAAUCCUUCAAGUGGUGAUAUCUUCCAUGCAGCUCCAAACAUUGAUCAUUCUCAAGACUUUGUACAAAGGGACAUAAAGGUGUGGCUAAAUUGGCUUCGAAAUGAUAUUGGUUUUGAUGGGUGGCGCCUCGACUUUGUAAGAGGUUUUUCUGGAACAUAUUUUAAGGAAUAUAUUGAAGCUUCAAAUCCUGCAUUUGCUAUUGGAGAAUAUUGGGAUAGUUUAUCUUAUGAACAUGGUAGCCUGUGUUACAAUCAAGAUGCUCAUCGGCAAAGGAUAGUCAAUUGGAUCAAUGCCACAGGUGGUACUUCCUCAGCAUUUGAUGUCACAACAAAGGGGAUACUCCACUCUGCUCUGCAUAAUGAAUAUUGGAGGUUAAUAGAUCCUCUAGGAAAACCAACAGGAGUGAUGGGAUGGUGGCCUUCACGUGCUGUCACAUUUUUAGAGAACCAUGAUACAGGAUCAACACAGGGUCAUUGGCCAUUUCCACGAGAUAAACUGACGCAAGGAUAUGCAUAUAUUUUGACCCAUCCUGGAACGCCAACGAUAUUUUACGACCAUUUCUAUGAUUUUGGUAUCCGAGAUAUCAUCACUGAGCUGGUUGAGGCUCGAAGGCAGGCUGGUAUCCACUGCCGCAGCUCAGUCAAGAUAUACCAUGCAAACAAUGAAGGUUAUGUUGCACAGAUUGGUGAUACACUGGCCAUGAAGCUUGGGCAUUUUGAUUGGAAUCCCUCAAAGGAAAAUAAUAUGGAUGGAAGCUGGCAAAAGUUUCUUGAUAAAGGAUCAGAUUAUCAGAUAUGGUUAAGACAAUAGUCUGACUAAAGAAGGAAAAAUAAAUAAAUUUUCCCUAUCAUUGCUCAAAGUAAUAAUCAAUAAUUUCAACCUUCUUCUUUCAGAGGUUCACCCCUGAUUUAGAGACGAUUUAAUAUGUUAAAUUUUUUAUUUCCUUUGAAUAAACUCCAUGUUUAUUUGACAUGCUGUACCAAAUAAGAGGUUCAGCCAAAUCUUCCUUAAAUUGGAUCAACUUUAGUUUGUCUUGUUGA
Molecule: messenger RNA, 3360 nt
Organism: Hevea brasiliensis (rubber tree)
Lineage: Eukaryota; Viridiplantae; Streptophyta; Magnoliopsida; Malpighiales; Euphorbiaceae
Exons: 15
Coding region: 230-3130 (966 amino acids)
Biological process (GO): carbohydrate metabolic process
Molecular function (GO): alpha-amylase activity; calcium ion binding
Source: RefSeq, a predicted model, not a curated record